This is a messenger RNA of Astrephomene gubernaculifera, 1292 nucleotides long. Lineage: Eukaryota; Viridiplantae; Chlorophyta; Chlorophyceae; Chlamydomonadales; Astrephomenaceae. The record is from the annotation of a GenBank genome assembly.
GUGAUCAUAGCAAGCAUUCCUCUUCCUCGAGGUCGUGCUGGGCAACUUGGGACAGAAUUGCGAAGUCCUUCAUGUGGGGGCUUAAAAGCCCGAAAUUUCUAGGUGCUGUUGCUCCGCGUCUUCCGCCAUCGGUAGCGCGCCUACGCAACCGAUGGCUUCAGCGAGGAGGCGCUCCCAAUGAGCAAGCAAACAAGCAACAUGAACAGACUCGGUCCGCGGUCAACGAAGUCCACGCGACCAGCGUCUCAUCUAGCGCAAAGCGACAUCCUCGCGAUGCACGCCCAUCCCGCCGCGGCUCCCCGCCAGCUGCGCAAGCAGCAUCCGCAGCGUCCUUCAUCUCCUCUUCAUCAAACAGCCCAAACAACAAUACAUACAGCAACGACGCAGAGCAGGACCUUACCCUAGACCUCGAUUACGUCCCAUCGCUGGGUCCCCUGCGCGAGGCGUUCUGCGUUGUGGCUCCGCUGCUGCUGGUAUGGGCGCUGUACGCAGCCACAGGCCGCUGGCACUUCGGGGCCCUAUGGGCAAGGGUGGGCGGUGUGGUGUUGGCCGCCUCGGCUGUGUCGCUGCUGCGGACUGCAUGGACGGAGAAACAGUACAAGGCGCGCGAACGAGCUUUUGCAGCGCUGGGAGAUGAGGACUCGCGCUUCCGGCCCAUCUUCACAACCACUGCUGCCGCUGCCACUGCUGCCACUGCUGCCACUGCUGCCACCCACCACUCGCACCACCACCACCACCACUCCCUGCUGGUGCACGUCAAGGUGAAGACCGGCGACAUCGGCGGGCUGAUAAGCCAGACAGCAGAUAACACCGGCGACGACGGGGCUCCGCUCGGUAGCAUCAAUUCACAACAGCAUGACGGCAUCAGCACCCGCAGCGACAGUGGCCGCUGUGACAGCAGUAACGGUGUCCCAGCGGACACUGUUGCAGGGCCCAGCAGCAUCAGCAGCGAUCCCGGCCCCACAGUUGCCGCCGUACACUGCUACCACGGUUUCGGAGCCAACCUGGGGUCGUACAAGCGCGUGCAGGAGCGGCUGGCGGGGGCGCUGCGGGGGGUGGUCACCGCGCAUGACAUGCCGGGAUUCGGCCUAACACAGCGUCCCUCCGACAUGUCCUCCUACUUCCUCACCUUCAACGGCCGGCUAGGUCGCCUGGUGCUGGAUUACGAGCUGGGGCAGCUGGGGCUGCUGCCGGCGGCAGGGGCAGCAGGAUCUGGAGCAGGAGGCCAGGCCGGGGAAGGCGCGGGCACAGCGGCUGAUGCCGUUGCUUCGGGCCAUGCGGUUGCGACCCCC